GCCUGAGAGACUUAAAUGACAAAGGGCUUGAGGCUAAUUGACUCUUCAUCUGCACAAUUGUUCCAGGGGCGCAAUGUCAUUAUUGAGCAAAGCCAUGGGAAUCCCAAGGUCACCAAGGAUGGUGUCACCGUAGCCAAAAGCAUCAAUUUUAUGGAUAAAGCAAAAAAUAUUGGUGCAGAUCUUGUGAAGCAGGUUGCCAGUGCAACUAAUAAAGUUGCUGGUGAUGGUACCACUUGUGCUACGGUGCUGACUCAGGCAAUAUUUACAGAAGGUUGUAAAUCAGUGGCUGCGGGGUUGAAUGUAAUGGACUUGCGCAGUGGUAUAAAUAUGGCCAUUGAUGCUGUUAUUGCAGAUCUGAAGAGCAGAGCAGUUAUGAUUAGUACACCUGAAGAGAUUACACAGGUGGCCACUAUCUCUGCAAAUGGCGAACGAGAAAUUGGGGAACUGAUAGCACGGGCAAUGGAGAAAGUCGGGAAGGAAGGAAUCAUCACUAUUGCUGAUGGAAAUACUCUGGAUGAUGAGUUGGAAGUGGUGGAAGGGAUGAAGCUAGCCCGUGGUUAUAUAUCUCCUUAUUUUGUUACAGAUGAGAAGACUCAGAAGUGUGUACGUAUAGAUAGUGGCUAAUCAUGAUAUACUUGUACUCUUAUAAUUAGCACCCUCAAAUAGCUGUCAAAUCUAAGAAUCCGUAUACACAAUAUGAAUUUU
This is a messenger RNA of Olea europaea var. sylvestris, 705 nucleotides long. RefSeq names its product chaperonin CPN60-like 2, mitochondrial. Bases 16 to 624 code for a protein of 202 amino acids. The record is from RefSeq and is a predicted model, not a curated record. Gene Ontology annotation, biological process: protein refolding. Gene Ontology annotation, molecular function: ATP-dependent protein folding chaperone; ATP binding. The transcript has 4 exons. Gene Ontology annotation, cellular component: cytosol; mitochondrion. NCBI's taxonomy places the organism in Eukaryota, Viridiplantae, Streptophyta, Magnoliopsida, Lamiales, Oleaceae.